Messenger RNA from Mya arenaria, 1580 nucleotides. Its product is annotated as ras-related and estrogen-regulated growth inhibitor-like. The record is from RefSeq and is a predicted model, not a curated record. NCBI's taxonomy places the organism in Eukaryota, Metazoa, Mollusca, Bivalvia, Myida, Myidae. The transcript is spliced from 4 exons. Gene Ontology annotation, molecular function: GTPase activity; GTP binding. Bases 634 to 1272 code for a protein of 212 amino acids.
UCAAGUGCUACAAAACAAGACUUAUAUUUUAACUUACAGGUAUUUCAUAAACGCGAAGUUCCUUUGACGUAUAACUUCUGGUUAUCCACCGACAGAAAGCAAAGACAGACAAGAAAAUUUGUAAACCAUUAAUUGAUGUUAAACAUCUCUAGGUAUUCAUUUCGAGUUUUCUUUUAUUUCGAAUGUUUAUUUGAAAAGUGUGGCGUAAGCAAACCAAGAAAGAUUGGAUCAAAGUGUUCUCGGAAAGUGAAAUCAGAACUGUACAGAUCCUCGACAGUUUCAGAAAUCGAUCACAGAUUGUGAUGGUAUGAUUGCAAUACUUAUGUGAAAAGGAAUUACAUGAUAGGAAGAGGCAGACCUCAAUGCGUUUUGCAUCCCGAUUUUUUCUUUUCAGCCAUUGGGAAUUACUGGACAUUAAUUGAAUUAUGGAUUGUGUUCACUUCAUUAAUAUACAUUAAGUUUAUGUGUUAGGUGCCUGGAAUAAUAGAAAUACUAAUGAAUAUUCGGCUCGUGGUCAUAUUCUAGCCAACGGAAAAUUUUAAAUACGUCACCGGAUUUGUAUGCGUUCCAAAGAUCGCUAAGAAAGAUUGAACAAAUAACGGACUGACUUUGGAGUUUUUUUAAGCAAACAAAAUGUCUCAAAAACGAUUUACGGGGGCUCGAAUUGUGUUACUAGGGGCCAGCGGUGUCGGAAAAACAGCUUUUGCAGUCCGAUACAUUACUAAGAGGUUUAUUGGAGAUUACGACAGGGAUAAAGAGAUGGUGUACACACGUCACCUUCCUACCCCAAGAGAUGAAAUUACCCUGGAUAUCCUCGACACCGGCGCAAAGCUGUCCACGGAAACAAUCGAAAAGCACACCAAAUGGGGUGACGGCUAUAUUCUCAUCUACUCCCUCACAGAUCGUGCAAGUUUGACUUACUUAUCAGAGGUCAAGGACAUCAUUACAAAGGUCAAAGGUUGCGACUGUCCUUUGACUUUGGUGGGAAACAAAAGUGACCUUAUUUCUGCACGUGAAGUAAAUGAUGAGGAAUCGAGUGAUUUUGGACAAAAAUUUGAUUGUCCUAAAUUUGAAAUAUCCGUUGCAGAGACCAGUCAAGGGGUGCUGGAAGUUAUGGAUGAAAUAAUGUGUCAAAUCAAGCGUGACUUUGUGAAAAAUAUGAAUACUUCUAAUCAACUGGCAAUAGCUGAUAAUAAGCCCCGCUCAAAACUUUACAGCAUGAAGAAAGCAUUUAAGAAAAGAAUAAAUCGUAGCCAUAGCGAUACAUUUUAGUGAAGCCAUACAAACACCAUUUAAUGACAAAACAUUUGAAUAAGUAUUACAACGGUUUGGUGCCAUACCAUACGUGCUUUUUUCAGAUAUUGUAUCUGCAUAAUUAUGUAUAAUAUACGCUCGUUCAUCAGUUUAUAAGUGCAACUACUGCUUCGAUUAGGAAAACAAUCAACAUUUUUAAACAGUGUUUGAACAAUUACCAUUGUUUUUAUGCAAGUUUUGUGUUCGAUAUAAUAAUUGCAAUUUGUAUCGAAGCACAUUUUUGACGAUAUUAUUGUAGUUGUUUACUUUAACAUUUUUUUUUUACA